This is a messenger RNA of Mytilus trossulus (common blue mussel), 1406 nucleotides long. RefSeq lists its product as uncharacterized. Lineage: Eukaryota; Metazoa; Mollusca; Bivalvia; Mytilida; Mytilidae. The record is from RefSeq and is a predicted model, not a curated record. The coding region runs from base 10 to 732 and encodes 240 amino acids. The transcript is spliced from 5 exons.
UCAAAUCAUAUGGUCGAACUACAGUCUGGAUUUUUGCCAGUUCAAACAGGACAAAUCAAACGGCAAGAAUUCAUUGUUUGGAAACAUAAAUUGUUUAGUGUCAUCCAUAUUGUUCUUGGUGUUGCUUUAGGAAUUGUCAGUGUAAUGGGAUUACGUUGUGAUAUUAUUGCCGAAGAAAAACAUGAAGAUUGCUUUAAAUAUGGUCGUUCUUUGUAUAGCAGUGAUCAAUCGCUAAUUGACUUUGACAUACCAUGUUUGAUAUGCUCUUUAUUUUACAUUGUAAUCGGUUUGCUGUCAUGUUUUAUGACAGAAAAUAGAAAGUCUAACUGGAGAUGCCUGAUACAUGGCUUUCAAUUGAGUAGCUUGAUUGGAUCAUUAGUUAUUGCUCCCUCCAUGGCAUAUUUAGGAUAUCUUGGAGUUGAAAAGCGACUAAAUUAUCACCAGAGCACUACAAAUAUCUCAGUGUGUAUUGCUGGAAUAUUCGUUGCUGAAUGGAUUCUUGGAAUAGCAAUAAUUGUUGGUUCAGUUUGCUCUUGGUUCUCGGAAAGGGAAUCAUCAAGUCCGCAGGAUGUUAUUGUUGUGAACAGCACACAGUUUCAAGUAAUUCCUACAGCAAAUGUUGAACCAGCUAUAAUGACUACUGAAGAAACAUCAUUCCAGAUAGCUCAGCAUUAUACACCACAGCAGUAUCAAGCGAUGAAAACAAAUGAAUCAGAAGUGGAUUACAUUUAGGAAUUAGUAGCACUCAACAAGUGUGUGAUACAAAUAAACAAUCUAACAAUAGCAAUAAUGAUAGACAUUCUAAAAUAUAGAUUUGUUAAUACGUAUAUAAAUUGACUUUCAUGUUAUUUUAAUUAAAGUGCAUGGAUAUUUGUUUUGUAAAACAAAGCAAGUCAUUUACAAAAGAGCAGUACAUCUUGUGGAAAAAAUGAAAAUAAUUAAGGUGUUUUUGUAUUAUAUUUUAUAACAUUAAUAAUUAUGUAUUUUUAGGAGGUACACAAUGUAAUUUUUUGUAUCAUAUUAACUUUAUUUGUGUAUUUUGUAUUAGGAGGAAUGAUAAGUAGUCAUUUAGAGUAUGUUGGUGCUCUUUUGCUACUGAAAUAUUUAUACUGCUUCAUAUAAUUAAACAUAUACAGGUCUUAUUUGUUUAAAAUAUAUCCUUAGGUGAAUACCGUCGUAAGAUAAUUUAAAACAAUUAAAUAUGUGUUCAAAAUCUGGACGACGUGUUUGAUUGAGCAACUUAAGACCAAGAUACGCUAUGAUCUGAUUUGAUCUUAUAGCAUGGCAUUGUCCUUGGAAUACUUCGAUUAAAAACCACUGGAGUGUGUUCUGUCUGAGGUAGGCUUUGAAGAUGUUUGCUAUGAGAUUCAUUAUUAAUUUGCAUUAUUGAAGGAGUAGGUUCAGUA